This is a messenger RNA of Lactuca virosa, 582 nucleotides long. The record is from the annotation of a GenBank genome assembly. NCBI's taxonomy places the organism in Eukaryota, Viridiplantae, Streptophyta, Magnoliopsida, Asterales, Asteraceae.
AUGAAGCUGGCUCGAUCGGAAGGAAUCGAUUCUCAACUGAAAAAAUGGAAGAAAACCAUGUCCCCGAUACAAGCCGUGCUUGCUGAUGCAAGCCAGAAGCAGAUAAAAGAGAGGGUUGUUCAACUGUGGGUCAACGAUCUCCAGGAUUUGGCUUACGACAUAGACGAUGUACUCGAUGAUUUGGCCACAGAAGGUCUGCGACGCAAGUUGAAUCAAGAAACUAGUGUCAACAGCAGCACUAGUAAGGUAUUGAAGCUUGUCCCGAAUUGUUGUACUAAUUUCACUCCUCACAACAUUAUGUAUGGUCGGAAGAUGAGUUCUAAACUAGAUGAGGUCACCACCAAAUUGCAUGAUCUUGUUGACCAGAAAAAUGAUUUUGGUUUGAAGGUGAAUGUUGAAAGGUCAAAUAUAACAGAGAAACGGUUGGAGCAAAAUUCACUGGUUGAUGAGUCCAAAAUCAUGGGUCGGGAAGGGGAUAAAGAGGCAUUGAUGGGGAAGUUGUUGGGGGAAGAAGAAUGUGAUGAAAGUGUGAGCGUAGUGUCAAUAGUUGGUAUGGCUGGCAUUCACACACUCAUACGCUGA